UAUAUAUUUGCUUGGUGCAUUCCCAUCGUCUUAAUUCCCAUCCCUUUUAUAGCCACAUCACCGGCUGGGAAGUGCGCGUAUGUGGUGCUGGUUAUGAGUUUCUACUGGUUUACAGAAGCCGUUCCCAUAACUGUUACGGCAUUAUUGCCAAUAGUAUUGUUUCCAUUGCUCGGAGUCUUAUCGUCAGAUCUGACCGCCAAAGCCUAUGUCAAUGGCACAGUUAUGAUAUUCCUCGGCAGUCUCAUUGCCGCCGCAGCCGUUGAGAAAUCAUUGCUUCACAAGAGAAUUGCACUCAAAGUCUUGUUAGUCACCGGAACAUCACCUAAAAGGCUAUUGUUUGGAUUUAUGUUUACCACGGCUUUCCUGUCGAUGUGGAUUAGUAAUCUGGCGGCGACUGCACUCAUGAUACCCAUUAUAAACGCAGCGAUGGAUCAAAUAAAACAACAUACAGAAGCCGUUCCCAUAACUGUUACGGCAUUAUUGCCAAUAGUAUUGUUUCCAUUGCUCGGAGUCUUAUCGUCAGAUCUGACCGCCAAAGCCUAUGUCAAUGGCACAGUUAUGAUAUUCCUCGGCAGUCUCAUUGCCGCCGCUGCCGUUGAGAAAUCAUUGCUUCACAAGAGAAUUGCACUCAAAGUCUUGUUAGUCACCGGAACAUCACCUAAAAGGCUAUUGUUUGGAUUUAUGUUUACCACGGCUUUCCUGUCGAUGUGGAUUAGGUGA
Molecule: messenger RNA, 720 nt
Organism: Oppiella nova
Lineage: Eukaryota; Metazoa; Arthropoda; Arachnida; Sarcoptiformes; Oppiidae
Source: the annotation of a GenBank genome assembly